Molecule: messenger RNA, 4143 nt
Organism: Armigeres subalbatus
Lineage: Eukaryota; Metazoa; Arthropoda; Insecta; Diptera; Culicidae
Product: E3 ubiquitin-protein ligase highwire-like
Exons: 9
Coding region: 97-3738 (1213 amino acids)
Biological process (GO): regulation of synaptic assembly at neuromuscular junction; axon guidance
Cellular component (GO): plasma membrane; nucleus
Molecular function (GO): ubiquitin protein ligase activity
Source: RefSeq, a predicted model, not a curated record
UAUCACAACACGUCUCGCGAAAGUAACGAGAAAUCCAAAAACGCAGAUGACAAAUCAGAUGGGAGUGGUUCAAAUGGUUCCAACUCGGCGUACAAAAUGGAUCUACAAGCUGGGGCACUGUCUUUGCUCAACAGACCAUCAAUGACAUUUAUGCUGGAGAAGCACGAUCUGAAAAAGUUGCGAUACUCGAUGACCAGAAACCUUAGAAAAACUGUUUGCAAUAUUUAUAGCCUUCAGGCGUUGAAUUGGUUGCUCAGAUCGGUCACGCAGCCCAUCGGACUGCACGACAUAAUGUGGUGGUUCAUAUCCUCCUUGUCGUACUCCACCCAUGACAGCGAGGAUGAACCAAAACUGGACGAAGGUGUGCUUGGCCUGGAGCACCCCGGUUCCAACCAAUUCAACGGUCCUCUUUCUCAAACCCUAUCUCAAAGUCUGCAUUGCCUACUACAAACAAUAGCCGAUCUCACACUGCUCCUACCGUCGGGGUCGUCUCUCCAGAAAACUGCCGUCCAAUGUUUCGGUCUGAAGUUCAAACAGUCCGACCAUCAGUUCCUACAUCGAUCGCAUGUGUUUGGUAAUAUUUCCAAAAUACUUUCCAAAUCGGAAGAGCAAAACGACGAUAAUCUGGCUCCAUCCAUUGCAUUGAUGAACUCCUACUCCAAUGCAGCAGAGGUCUACCAGGAGGAGCUUAUUAGGAUAAGUCUACUUAGUGAUAUUACGGAAAUUUUUGACCUUGUGGUAUCGUCGAGACCGGCUUUGGCGAACUCUCUCAUAGACAAUUCGACGGAAACGUUCUGGGAAAGCGAUGAGGAAGACCGCAAUAAACCGAAGAUAAUAGAGCUUACCAUGAACAGGACCAACUACCAGUGUAGAGCUAUUUGCGUACACAUUGACAACAGUCGUGAUAUUGGGAGUAAAGUAUCCAGCAUCUUACUGUACGGUGGAAGUUCGUUCGGCGAAACAUCUCUACUCAAAACAAUCGAUGUCGACCCGUUAGCUUGUAGUUGGAUAACGGCUCCGCUAUCCGAAGACGAAUGCACCCAUUAUCGGCUGGAAUUUCGUGGUCCAGAAGCUACACUUCGCGUUAGACAGCUUAAGCUACUGGGCAACACGACUGAGGAUAAGGCCGCCCAACUUAAGCAGAAUUUCAAAUCAACCAGUGCAAACUACAUUCAACAGAAACACUGCGAGGCGGAAACAUUGAGGGUCUUUCGACUGCUUACUGGACAGGUGUUUGGAAAACUAAUUCUUGAAAGUGGCAAAGGCUUCGGUUACAAUACUCCUACCUCAUCGAAAAUCAACGAAUCAACGGUGAUCUCUUCGUCGACAGAGUCACUUGAUCUGCGGGAGCACAUGGUCGGUAUUCUGUUCAGCCGUAGCAAGUUGAGUCACUUACAGAAACAAAUCAUUGUGCACAUUGUGCAUGCGAUACAAAAGGAAGCGCUGCGCUCGAGAGAAGAGUGGGAGCACAAUGUAAUGUUUAGUGCCGAUAACGAGACGGACUUUGAGGAGAACCUCAAGCUGAAUGAUACUUACUGUUUCGAAAUGUUGAGCAUGGUAUUGGCUCUUUCAGGGAGUGCCGUUGGGCGUUCGUAUUUGUCCCAUCAGCACGGUCUGCUGAAAGACUUGUUCUCGCUUCUGCACACCGGAAGCGAUCGGGUGCAGCGCCAGGUAACGGCAUUGAUUCGUCGCAUUCUGCCUGAAAUAUCCCCGGAGACAUUGUGUGAAUUGCUUGGGGUGGAAAAAAUUCCCGAAACGGAUUUUAAUCUGCUUAGCCAGAACAACGAGACUUUCAACAUGAACAAAUGUGGAAUUCUCGACAUCUUCUUAGCUGUCAUUGCCAAGGCUCUUCAGGUGCAGAUAAAAGUGAAAAACAAUUCCAACAAGAACCCUCCUACCAUGAAACUGUGGCGAUAUAUGAACAUUUGCAAGAUCGAUGAGUACGAAAAAUCAACGCUGAACAAGUUUUCGAUGACCAACUCCCAAAUGAGCAAUAUGGACCCGGAACGACCCAUGGGAACGACCACGACCAGGACAGCCAGCAGUCCCGUAGCGGAGCAGUACGACUUCGAGGUUUCGUCAUCGGACUUUCUCGACGAUAAAACAAACGAUGACAAUUCUGUCGAUUAUGAUGUAGCCAUGAAGUCCAAACCAGGAAUACGGGUGGAAACGACUGUCAAACCACGCUGGUUUCUGAAUGGUACGAUAUCGUCCAAACAAGCGGAAAACAUUAUGGUGCUGAUACGCGAUAUGGCGCAUGGUAAACUGUCGGAGAAGUGGUCGAUGAUUACGAAAGCUGCCAUCGCAGAAUGUAUUCUGAAUAUUACGCGGCUGUCGGAUGUGUACCGCGUUCCGGAGACUUGCAUGACCACUCCCACGCUCUGGCUUUCGUUGGCUAGUUUAUGCGUUCUGGAUCGUGAUCACGUGGAAAAGUUGUCUUCUAGCCAGUGGUCGAAGCAGUCAGAAUCUCGUCCACUUUGUUCCAAUCAUGACGACGAUGUCACUUAUGCUAUGAUAAUAUGUAGCCUGUGCGGUUCGCUGUGUUCGGAUUGCGAUCGUUUUCUACAUCUGAAUCGAAAGACGCGUAACCAUUAUCGAACGGUUUGCAAAGAGGAAGAGGAAGCCAUCCGCGUGGAACUGCACGAAAGUUGCGGACGAGCAAAACUGUUCUGGCUGCUUGCCCUCGUUGAUUCAAAAACGUUAAAAGGGAUGCUCGAGUUUCGCAAUGGGAGCAAUACUCUCGUAUGCGAUCCUCCUAAUGCGAUCGGAGUGUGUCGAUUCUGUGGCGUUACAGGCAGUACUGGUUUACUUGCCGUUGGAAACGUAUGCGUCGAUCAGCAGUGUCAAGAGUAUGCCGCCAGUGCAUGUGCCAAGGUGCAUAACUGCGGUCACCUGUGUGGUGGCAUUAUCAACGAGGAAAAGUGUCUGCCUUGCUUGCAGCAAAAGUGUUUGACGUCAGAGAGCAAAGUCAGCGGAAAGGAACCCAAGCUGACGCAGGACGCGGACGAUAUGUGCAUGAUUUGCUUUACCGAGGCCCUCUCUUCGGCACCAUCGUUACAGCUGGACUGUGGGCAUGUUUUUCACUUUCACUGUUGCAAGGCCGUGCUCACGAGACGCUGGAAUGGUCCCAGAAUCAGUUUUGGCUUCUCGCAGUGUCCCAUCUGCAAAAUGGAUAUUCAGCACUUGGCGCUGGGAGAUAUUUUAGAAUCGAUCAUUUCAUUGAAAGCGGACGUCAAACGAAAGGCUCUCAUGCGAUUAGAAUAUGAGGGAUUGACGAAAAACUUGGAUAGUAAGGAUUUGGCGUCGUACGCCAUGGAACGUUAUGCGUACUAUGUGUGCAGUCAGUGUGAGAAGGCAUAUUAUGGAGGCGAAGCACGUUGCGAUGCGGAACUAGGAGAAAACUACAACCCCCAGGAACUAGUUUGCGGGGGUUGUAGUGAUGUAGUGAAAGCUAAGAUGUGCCCAAAGCAUGGAACCGAUUUCCUCGAGUACAAAUGCCGAUACUGCUGCUCGGUGGCGGUAUUCUUCUGCUUUGGAACGACGCACUUUUGCGACACGUGUCACGACGACUUCCAACGGCUCACCAACAUACCGAAGAACAAGUUACCAAAAUGCCCGGCCGGGCCAAAGGCAAAACAACUAAUCGGGGAAGAGUGCCCCCUGCACGUAAUUCACCCGCCGACAGGGGAGGAGUUCGCACUUGGCUGUGGCAUCUGCCGUAAUGCUCAUACGUUCUGAGAGCUGUUUGCAACUCGAAAAUAGUGCUGACAUGAACAUUAGAUAAUAUAUUGAUACAUGAAUUUUAAACUGAUAAAUGUUUUUGUUGAUGGUUGUAGUUUCUUAAAACUAUUAUAAAUUAUUUCAAAUUAUUGUUGUAGUUCAUUCUAGAACUGAAAAGUAGUCGAACACCCUAUUUAAGCUAAUUUAGGCUAGAUACUUAAUUACUGAAGGCUUUCUUUCGUUACAACCACUUAACGGCAGGUAUUAGAUCUCAUGAUCACUUAUCACAUUUAAUCUCAAUAUAUAUUCUAUUAUGUACACUUUAUGAGAAACGAAAGAAACCUAACUACAGUCACAACAAUCUACCACUUCAAUUCAUUGGUCUCUAAAACGUGAAUAAAUUCCCGAAAGUUUGCAAACACA